Molecule: messenger RNA, 1521 nt
Organism: Xiphophorus maculatus (southern platyfish)
Lineage: Eukaryota; Metazoa; Chordata; Actinopteri; Cyprinodontiformes; Poeciliidae
Gene: chmp4c
Product: charged multivesicular body protein 4c
Exons: 5
Coding region: 203-904 (233 amino acids)
Biological process (GO): vesicle budding from membrane; late endosome to vacuole transport via multivesicular body sorting pathway
Cellular component (GO): cytoplasmic side of plasma membrane; ESCRT III complex; multivesicular body
Source: RefSeq, a predicted model, not a curated record
CUCUCACUGGCUGGUUUGAACUAACCUCACGAAGCCGUCGAACAGGGAAAUCUGCAACACAACACCCGCCUGGGGAGUCAAGUGAAAUACAGAAGGUCGUCACUAUCUCGGACUCCAUCGAGUUCGCCUCUAAUUAUUUUGGAUUAUUAACGCAGUUUACAGUAAAAAAAAAAAAAGAAGAAAGAAAAGAAGAAGUCUGAAAAUGAGUAAAAUCUCGAAGCUUUUCAAAGGCAGCUCCAGCUCGGGGUCAUCGUCCAGCUCUUCCUCAAAGUCCAAACACCACCGAUCGAAAGGAGGACCGAGUCCGCAGGAGGCCAUCCACAGACUCCGGGAAACCGAGGAAAUGCUGACGAAGAAGCAGGAAUACCUGGAGAAGAGGAUAGAGCAAGAAAUAGCCACAGCCAAGAAGCACGGCACCAAAAACAAGAGGGCUGCGCUACAGGCUCUGAAGAGGAAGAAGCGCUUGGAGCAGCAACUGACCCAGAUUGAUGGCACGCUGUCCACUAUUGAGUUUCAGCGGGAGGCCCUGGAGAACUCGCACACCAACACGGAGGUCCUCAAGAACAUGGGCUUUGCUGCCAAUGCCAUGAAGCAGGUCCACCAGAACAUGGACGUCGACAAGAUUGAUGAUCUAAUGCAGGACAUCACUGAGCAGCAAGAUGUGGCUCGGGAAAUCAGCGAGGCAAUUUCCGGGCCGUUCGGCGAGCAGUUUGAUGAGGAUGAGCUCCUUGCAGAGCUGGAGGAGCUGGAGCAGGAGGACCUGGAGGAGAGCAUGAAGAGUAUGGGAGGACUGCCCAGCGUUCCCAGCUCCAAACUGCCCUCAUCACGCCCCAGUCGUGCAACAACUAAGAAAAGGGUUGAAGACGACGAUGACAUGCGUAUGCUGGAAUCAUGGGGAACAUGAGUUUGUUAAUGAAGAGAAAGCAUCAUUGAACACUGUAAUGCCGACUUUUUGUAUUUACUUUUCACUUAUUCAAGGUUGUUGAAGGUUUUUAGGAAAAUUGAGAAUGAUUUUACCAUUUAUGACUUUUUGAUUAAUGAUCUAAAAGCAAAGGAAUACAACAAUAGUUUAGGUUUAGGUUCUUUUGUUAAGAGUAUGCUGCACUCAUGUUUUUUGUCUAACAAGGAUAUACUUAAUGCUAUUAUUCCACAGGCCAGAUCUGCUACUUCUGCAGUUGUAAAUAAAUGCAGGUUCAGACUAAAUGUUGUAAAUAACAUUAUAAUCUCUGUCUAACAAUAAAACUGACUCCUACACAUUGUGUGAAGUUACUUUAUCAGAAAUGACUUUUAGUAUUUCUGCGUAUCCUGAUGGAGUGGAAGAAACCUCUGGAUGAACGCACCCUAAUCAGGAGCAGCUUCUGGAGCAGGGGUCCUCAAAUCUAGGCCUCAAGGUCUGAUGUCAUGCAAAUUUACAACACAUUUGAGUCAAAUAAUGAGGACAUUUUUGUUAGAAUGCUGCAUAAUUUUGUAUUUGUUUAGUUUUUAUUUGGAUGCCAAAUAAAAAAUGUCCACCGUCUGUAA